AUGCCAACUAGAGAUCCCCUCGAUCCAUCACAGUCGAAAUGGCAGUCAUAUGUCCGCGACGCAUUCACGGCUCUAAAACUGACGCUAUCAUCGUCAAGAGACAAGCUAGUCAGAGACUGGAUAUUUGUACCGCUGGGAAUUGCUGCCAUACUCGCGGCCUGCUAUGGCGUUGACGUGCUCUUUAAACGAGUAUCGGUUUCAUUCCCUGCCUCGGUGGCGUGUUUGGCUUUGUUGUUUGUUGGGUUAUUGCUUUCGGAGGUGCUUCUGGGGACGCAUCUGACGAGGAGGGUUGUGAAUGUUAUCAAUGUUCCGGCGGACUGGUCCUUACGAUGGAUUGGACUGUUCUUUACGCCGUCGUUUGUAACCAUUCCACUCAGUCCAUCGAUUGGCGUGGGCGAAGUGUUUAAAAUCAUUGCCGUAUUUGUUCUCGGCUUCGCUGUCAUGAUGCUCCUGGCAGCGUACAUGACGCGCUCACUUCACCUCCUCCUUGGAUCAUCAAAACGCUCUGAAAUCCAACGCGGCGACGAAAUCCACAACCAAGAUGACGACGAAAUUCCCCUUCACCAAAUACAACCCACCGAGAUAUCGUCCCCUCCUCAACUUCGACUCCAGCAACACCAUCCCGAGAACACCACCUCGCCCAUUCUGCCCGACUAUCCUGCCCAGACGCCCCCUCCCGCCGCAAGAUGCACCCUCUACACCGCCAAGCUGACAGCCCUUUUCGAUACUCUCAUCUUCACUGUCGUCCUCGUCGCCAGCAUCCCCAUCUACUUCACGACGGGGUACCCCAUGCCGCUACACCUCUCCAUCACUACCCUCACUUACAAACUGACGCUCGCAACACCACCCCCCUACAAGCAAUACCUCCACCCCGUCCUGACGUGCUCCCUCCUCACCGUCCUAACCAUCUGGCCGCUCUCCCUCGCAAACUCCUCCUCCCUCACCACCGCACUACGGGAAUACAAAACCGGCGCAAACUACCUCCAUCUACAGUCUCCCCCCGGCGCAGGAGACAUCUUCUCCACCAUCCUCGACGCAAGCAUCGUUUCUCUCGCCCUCCCCAUGUUCCAGUACCGUCGUGAACUGAAGACCCAUCUCGUCACGCUCCUCAUUCCCAACAUUGUCAUAUCCGUGGCCUCGGUGUUUACGUAUCCCCCGCUGUGUUAUAAGAUUGGCAUCGAGGCGACGCGCAGUCUGGCAUUCGCUUCGAGGAGUCUCACCCUCGCGCUUGCUACGCCUGCGACGCGGAAUCUAGGUGGCGAUGCGUAUACGGUGGCGGCGUUGGCUAUUGCGAGUGGGAUAUUGGGCGUUUUGGUGGGGGAGAGGAUGAUGAGGGUUUUGAGGAUACCUGAGGACGACUACGUUACGAGGGGAAUAACCCUCGGCGUCAAUUCAAGUGCCAUCGGAACAGCCCUCUUACUGAGAACGGAUCCCCGAGCCGCGGCGUUGUCGAGCCUGUCCAUGACGCUGUUUGGCACUAUUACCGUGUUGCUGACUUCUAUACCGCCUAUAGCGAGUAUGAUUCGCGGAUUAGUAGGGUUAUAG
Molecule: messenger RNA, 1545 nt
Organism: Pochonia chlamydosporia 170
Lineage: Eukaryota; Fungi; Ascomycota; Sordariomycetes; Hypocreales; Clavicipitaceae
Product: LrgB-like domain-containing protein
Exons: 5
Coding region: 1-1545 (514 amino acids)
Source: RefSeq, a predicted model, not a curated record